AGAACACGUGGAAACACGUGACCUAUCUACCAUUGGUGGGGCGUGGCAUUAGACAUGGACUCUUUAUUGAAUAAUGCAGAGAAUUAUAUUCGUAUUCUCAAAAUAUGUAGAACCAGUCAGGUCUCUGGGUGGAAACAGAGUGAUCUUGAAAGAGCUAUAAAUUGGAGCAAGCUGUUUGGAAAGGCAUAUGAUAAGUUACUUUUAGCAAAACCAAAAAUACAGCUGGAAUUUAACGAUAAAUUUAAUCAAAGAUUUUUAGUAUCUACAAGGAAAUCGGGUACAGCAGAUGCUUCUUUUCAGCAGAUGUUUGGCAUUGAAACUUUAUCUCUUGAGUUUCUUGGAACUAGGAGCUAUGAUUACUUAAUAAAGGCACUUGUAGAGAAUCCAGCACUCUGUGAAGCUGAAGUUAUGAAAGUCCCUGACCUUGCAUGUCAUUACUCUGAGUUCAAAAGGUCGCUAUCUCAAAAUCUGGAAAUGCUCCAGAGCCUUAAGGAUAUAUCAUCAGCCAUCAAAGAAAGUGCUCCGCAUGUUCCCUUUCUCUUUGGUGAGAGUCUAAUUGUUGCUACUGCUUUUAUGGAAGAAUUCAGAUCAUUGAGGAAAACUUUAGCUCAUUCAAGAAGCAAUGCACAAGAUAUAGCUACAGUAAUGAAGCAGAGGUUUGACUCUAUUACUGAUGAAGGAGGAAUGGAGUCCAUUUUGAUUUGUUUAGCUUUGCAUGAUAAUGGUGAGGGCAUGCAGGGGCAUGAUUCUACAUUAACAAAAGACAUUCAUGAGGAUAUUAUUCACUGGCUAUCGGGACACUUUGAAAAGGACCUCACCUGCUCCUUUAUCAAUAAAUUCUUCUCCCUCUCGCCUCAAACUCUAGCAUACACUGCAGAUAAAUCACUAAUGUUCAAAGAGACUUACUUGAGUCAACUGAUCUUGAUUACUGACCUGAUCUCAAUAUCAAGUGCUAAUAAUGGACCCAAAGAAGAUGAAAUCAUUAGUCACUGGUUAUCAUUAACUAAUAUCAGUGUAUCUGUUCGAGAUUCCAUCAUGUGUACUGUUGAGAAGAAGGUAUCAGGAAAGAACACAGGCAGCAGUAUAUGGCAUAGACUAUUGGAUACUAUAUGCAAAAUAGCUGGUUUCCAAUGAAGUUUGUGAGUUUUUUAAAUGAUGACUUUAAAGCAAAAUUAUAAUCAUCAAUCAUCAAAAUUGAAAUUUCUAUUGUACAAAGAUUAUAGUGACAAAAAAUAAAUAAUUGCUAUUCUCUUAAUGUUGGAUUUUUACUGCAUGAAAUAAAUAAUAAUAGAGUUUAUAA
Molecule: messenger RNA, 1300 nt
Organism: Amphimedon queenslandica
Lineage: Eukaryota; Metazoa; Porifera; Demospongiae; Haplosclerida; Niphatidae
Exons: 7
Coding region: 55-1134 (359 amino acids)
Biological process (GO): interstrand cross-link repair
Cellular component (GO): Fanconi anaemia nuclear complex
Source: RefSeq, a predicted model, not a curated record